AUGGCGGCGGCACUGCAGAUGCCUAGUACGACGACUACGGCGUCGGCUUGCGUCCCAGAUACGGCGCGGGGCACGCACGUGUUCACGAUCGCCAGCUACAGGCUGCACAAGGGCCUCGGCGCCGGCAAAUUCAUCCGAUCCGCCACCUUUGCCGUCGGCGGCUAUGACUGGUGCAUCCGGUACUACCCAGACGGAGACCUAAACCAGAAGGACCACGUCUCGGUCUGCGUCGAGCUCCAGAGCAAGAACUCCGUGGUGAGGGCGCUCUACGACCUGAGGCUGAUCAACCGGGCCACCGGGCUGUCGUCAUUGAUCUUCUCCCGGCCAUCGUCCCUCCCGGCGUUCGACUCCUUGAAGAACGAUCAUGUCAGGGGUGCUUACAAGUUCAUGAAGAUCGACCUCCUGGAGGCAUCCCCGUACCUGCAGGAUGACUGCCUUGUGAUCCAGUGCGACAUUACCGUUCUCCUCAAUGAAAUACCGGCCGUGGCGACGGUUGCCAAGCCACCUGAGAUUCAGGUAACACCGUCAGACUUGUCGAACAAUCUUGCAAAACUGCUGGAGGGGAACAAAGGAGCGGACAUGACGAUCAAGGUUAACGGUGAGGUCUUCCAUGCGCAUAAGAUUGUGCUCGCGAUGCGGUCUCCCGUCUUCGACGCUCAGCUCUACGGGCCAAUGGGGGACAGCGAGAAACAUUGCAUACAGAUUGAGGACAUGCAGCCAGCUGUUUUCAAAGCAUUGCUUCACUUCAUGUAUACAGAUUCAUUGCCUGUCAUGCACGACCUUGACAACCAUGACAACAAGGAGAUGAUUAAGCACUUGAUCGUGGCUGCAGAUAGGUAUGCCAUGGAAAGGAUGAAGUUGAUCUGUGAGAGUAUGCUAUGCAAGAGUCUCGAUGCUAAGAGCGUUGGGGCCACAUUGGCUCUAGCUGACCAGCAUCAUUGCAGCAAGCUCAGAGAAGCAUGCGUUGAGUAUAUCAAACUCUUCUCUUAG
This is a messenger RNA of Triticum turgidum subsp. durum (durum wheat), 990 nucleotides long. The record is from the annotation of a GenBank genome assembly. NCBI's taxonomy places the organism in Eukaryota, Viridiplantae, Streptophyta, Magnoliopsida, Poales, Poaceae.